This is a messenger RNA of Lontra canadensis (Northern American river otter), 1506 nucleotides long. RefSeq names its product G protein subunit gamma transducin 2 (gene GNGT2). The transcript has 5 exons. Gene Ontology annotation, biological process: G protein-coupled receptor signaling pathway. The coding region runs from base 484 to 693 and encodes 69 amino acids. Gene Ontology annotation, molecular function: G-protein beta-subunit binding. The record is from RefSeq and is a predicted model, not a curated record. Gene Ontology annotation, cellular component: heterotrimeric G-protein complex. NCBI's taxonomy places the organism in Eukaryota, Metazoa, Chordata, Mammalia, Carnivora, Mustelidae.
AGGAAGGGGGCUGGCCUGCUUGGGAUGGGAGGGGGAGGUGGAUUUUCCACUCAUGGAAGGGGAGGAAAGGGCAGAGGGUGGGGGCUUCCUUGGGAAGCUCAGGGAUGAGUCACCCAGGGCCCGGGGAGUGGAGGGUGGAUAGGAUAUGGAGACCAGGGGCGCUGGGGACUGGAGGGUGGCCCAGCAACAAUGGAAACCAGCCAAUGCAGCCGCAAGAGGAAUCGGCUCAGACACCAGGAAGACACAUCCAGAGGUCCCCUGAGAAGUGUUAGCAAACCCGAGGGGCUGUGCGUGGAGAAGCCCCGGUGCGCAUGCUCUGUCCUGAUGGAGACUUUCAGAAGCUGAGGAGCUGGGAAGCUCAGACAUCAUCUUGCCUGAGUCGGGGACCAGAGACUUGAAGUGCAAACUCUUUCUUGGCAGACAGAGACUACUCCGAGGGCAGAGUCUGUGCCUCCCCCAUCAGACUGGUCUCUCUGGAGCAGGAUGGCCCAGGAGCUCAGCGAGAAGGAGCUCCUGAAGAUGGAGGUAGAACAGCUGAGGAAGGAAGUCAAGAACCCAAGGAGCCUGAUUUCCAAGACGGGAAAGGAAAUCAAGGAUUACGUGGAGGCUGAAGCAGGAAACGACCCUCUCCUCAAAGGCAUCCCUGAGGACAAGAAUCCCUUCAAGGAGAAAGGUGGCUGCACCCUAAGCUGAGGGCCCUGGAGGCCGCCCCACCCUGACCGUCUGUUCCUGCUCAACCCCGCUCUUCCCCAGAAACCCAGGGCCCCAGGGGUGGGGGGACACUCUCCACCCUCUCUCGGCCACAGCAGGAGGAGACCCCCAGCCCAUGCACUAGGGAGCCUUGCCCCACUCCUGCCCUCAGCUCUCCACCCCCACACCUGGGUCACUGCGGGCUCCCCUUGGAGGCUCUCGAGGACAGCUCCUCUGGCUCAGCAGUCGUGGCACAUUCCAUGGUGGGGUCCAAAGAGCCCGCCACGCGCUGGGAUCCCAGACAGCAUCCUUAGAGACGUUGACCCCUCGCUACAGCCCUCCCGUCUUUCCCUCCACUCUCUUCCUAGGAACCAGCAUUCCUAUUCAUAGUCGUUUGGUGGAGGGCCAGAGUGGGGAGGCCCUUCUUCCCCAUCUUAUGUCUGACCCUGUGGUCCUCCUCCUAGUCACUUAGAUUGCCCCAGAGGGCCUGAGGACAAAAAGAGUUUGUGACGUCAUGAGGUCACGCUCUAUUUAAUGUUGUGGGGUGUCUGUUCCGUGCUGGGCACUGGGGAGGGCAGAGUAGCAGCGCUGACACAGUGGGAACAGAGUUGGCAGUGAGGUCAGUAAGAGCUUCUGUGCAGAAAGGACCAUCAGCGGCCUGGGCCACAUGGCAGACAGACACCCAGGGCCAUGGGCAAGGUCCAAGGGAACUGUUGCAGGCCAGUGGGCCGUGGGGAGGAACGGGGCACACAGAGGCCCAAGAGGGAGAUGCGCGAAGCCUUAAAGGACCCCCGUGAACUCAGUUAAGAACUGUGU